CCGGCCCGGGGGACCUCUCCCCUCUGGCCUGGGCUGCUCUGCCUCCCGCUUUAACUCUUUUCAGGUGGUUUCCACUCAGAAAACGGGCUUCCCGAGUGCUCUUGGCUCGGAGACGGGGCGUUUUCCCUAAUUACACCAUAAAUAGAGCUAGUUAAAAAUUCAAAUUAAGGGGCUUUUUAAUUAAAAGGGCUCUCCCAGGGCAUUGAAAGCCGCACAAAGGCUGAGGAGUGAGGAGCUGGAGGUUAAACUGACUCCUUUCGCCACCUCGCUUGGCAGAGACACAAAAAAACAAGCGACUAUCCAUGCUGAGGGGGUAAAAUGGAUGUUAAAACCUGGAAUGAAUCGAUGUUAUUAGUCUAGUUGCAGUCGUUUUCUCGAACUCUGUCCUGAUAUCGCCACUUAAUUAUUCGCUGCGAGCAGCACAUCUCCUCCUUGGCUUAAAACUCGCCGUAAAGUUGGCCGCCUCUCCGCAAUAUCGUCGAUACUUGCUGUAUCAAAAAAUUCAUCUUUUUGGAGGCCGGAUUCUGAUGAAAACCCCCAGCAGCCGCCCGUAAAUCCUGCCGUAACCUGUCACGCGCUAUUGUACCUGAACUCCGGGAAAUACUCGGGCGCCGCAUACCAGGGUGUUGCUGCUCCCGAGGCGUGUUUGCUCGGCGCGUUAAUCGAGUAUCAGGUCAUUUAUUAUCGUUAACGUACCCGAGGCGUGUAUUAACCGCGCGCCCUGCUGAAUUAUCUCCCGGGGUGACACCUCUCCGUGCCUCAGGUGUAACAAUAUACAAGGAGGUGUGGGGCUGUAGGUUCUCUAGCCUGGUUUACGGUUGUUGUUACAACACCCGCACCAGUUCAUUGUUGCUUUACUGGAGGAGUUUGUGUGUGUGGAGCUAGGCCAGAUGGUGUAUUGUGCCUUCGGAAUGAGCCUAAGACUCUUUUCAGCUGCCAGAUUCUGCCAAUCUCCCAAGGUCGGGGCUUGAACCCUGCCAGAUAAAGUCAAAACCGCCCCCCUUCUUUUUCCCAGCCAUGCAAACUGCGGGAUGAAGCUGGAAGCUGUGGUCGAGCAGCUGCAGAAGCAGCAGCAGAAGCAACAAACGCCUCUGCAGAUGGAUUCCAGGGAGAGACAGCAGAGGCAGAUGAGAGAAGCCCAGCUGCUCUACACUCAGCAGCUGGCCGUGCAGCAGGCUGUCCUAGCAGCCACAUCUGGCAGGGCUUCGGGCGGCUCCGCUGUUGGUCCCUUGGCCAGAGGCCCACCUGCGGCCGGAGCUACACGGGCUUUCGAUCAGAGCAGCAUGAAUUCAGAGCCAGAAGAGGAGGAGGAAGAGGAGGAGGAAGAAGAGGAGGAGGAGGAAGAGGAAGAAGGGGGUUUGGAAGGUGGCGAUCUUGAGGAUGGCGCUGAUGUGACUGGAAAAGAAACAUGCUCUGCUCUGAAAUAUUUUCAUGCUCCCAAAGUUGCCCAUCACAACCAAAGAGUGGCCUCUACCUCUAAUCCUCUUCCAGCUCCAGGGCACCAGCGGGGACAGCAGGGCAAAGAAGAACAGGGUAAAGACACUACUAAACAACCGUAUUCCGGUUCCCCGUCUGGACGCCAGAACUGGCGGUUGGACGAGCAGCUCAAGCAGAACGGCAACGUGACCUGGAGUGAUGAAGGCGAUGGAUGCCGAGGAAGAGAAAUUUCCCGAGACUUUGCCAAGCUCUAUGAACUGGAUAGCGACCCUGAACGGAAAGAGUUCCUGGAUGACCUCUUCAUCUUUAUGCAGAAGAGGGGAACUCCCAUCAAUCGGAUCCCCAUCAUGGCAAAGCAGAUCCUGGAUCUCUACAUGCUCUACAAGCUGGUGACUGAAAAAGGAGGGCUGGUGGAAAUCAUCAACAAGAAGAUCUGGCGAGAGAUCACCAAAGGCCUUAACCUGCCCACCUCCAUCACCAGUGCCGCGUUCACGCUUCGAACCCAGUAUAUGAAGUACCUAUACGCCUACGAAUGCGAGAAGAAAUCCCUCAGCUCUCCUGCCGAGCUUCAGGCCGCGAUCGAUGGCAACAGGCGGGAAGGCAGGCGGCCCAGCUACAGCUCCUCUUUGUUCAGCUACUCGCCCACCACCACGGGGCCUCCUUCCCUCCUGUCUCCCCCAAAGAUCCGCUUCCCCAUCAUCGGCGUCGCGCCAGGCAGUGGGACCAGCAAUCCUCGGGUGUCUCCAGCAGCGGCUGUCAGAAAAGGUGACGGCGUGCCCUUGACUGUGUCUAUGCCAAAUCGUAUUGCCGUGCCAGUGACCUUGGCCAGCCAGCAAGCAAGUGUGGCAGCGAGAACGGCCACCCUAGAGCAGCUGAGGGAGAGACUGGAGUCGGGAGAGCCUCCGGAGAAGAAGGUCUCGCGGAUGACGGAGGAGGAGCAGCGGCUUGUCCAGCAGGCUCUACAACGCAACCUGUUCAGCAUGGCGCGGCAGAUCCCCAUGAAGAUCAAAAUCAAUGGCAAGGAAGAUAAACCGGACUCGGCGGCAGCGGCGGCACUGAAUUUGUCACCUAACGGCAUCGGGAGUAUUAACAUGUCGGUGGAGAUUAACGGCACGAUUUAUGCUGGAGUGCUUUUUGCCCAGAAGCCAGUCGUCCAUCUCAUCGCAGGCUCCGGCACCCAAAGUUCCUGCAGCAGCAGCAGCAGCUCCCACUGCUCUCCCAGCCCUACCUCAUCCCGGGGGACCCCCAGCGCAGAGCCCUCCACCAGCUGGUCUCUCUGACGGCCGGCCGAGCCUGCUGUCUCUCACACUGGCCCCCGGCAGCUCUUCUUCCUCCCCGCGUUCGGUGGGGAGCGAGCCGGGACGGAGUCGCACAGAUUACCUCAUCUCAAGGAACCUGCUUUUGUGGUUGGCCAACGACAAGAUGAUGAUGAUGAUGCUGAAUCCUUUCCAUGCCAGCGAGUUUUUCUUCAUCGUCUGUUUGUCCAGCCUUUUUCUUUGUUCUCCCCUUUCUUCCUCCCUUCUGCUUUUUGUUUUCGUCCUCCUCCUCCUCCUCCCAGGGUUUGCUGUGUUCCUGUUGGGGGAUGGGACGUGGAGGGGGGACACGCCUGGCGUUUUUCAAUCAGGGAUCGUCUCUAGGAGCUGCGGGUUGAGAGAUGGCUGAGACGUCACCAAGGCAGGUGGAAAGAGCUGGAGUUGGGGCAGGGCAACUCGGUUCUCCUCGAACCGGUAGCCACAAGGACUCUUCCCACAAAACAACUCCGUGUAUUGACAAUCCUAAGAGCCGGCGGGGUGCCUUGCCCCUGUCCUCCCUUGGCUUCCUCGCUUUUCUUCUUCGGGCUCUGUCGUGGUCUGGUGUUCGUAUGUCCUCCCCUAGAACUUGGCUUGUGAGCCUCCUUCCCUCUCUCCGAGGCCUUGGCAAGAGGGGAAGGACUUUCUCACCGCUACGUUUGACCCAUAGAUGCAUUCAAAACCUCUCAAUCAGCUGCUUCGUUCUCCUGCCUGGUGCUGGGCCUCUUCCCUACCGUUGCCUUCAGGCUUUCAGCCAAGUUUUAAAUGCCCUCGACCUUGUGUCUCUCUCUCCCCUCGAGGAACUCAUCCCACUGACAUUUACCCUGACAGCUUGAACUUAAUUUUGGCUUGGUGUUUUGAUCCUCGGCCCCCUCGACACAAAAGGGCUGUCAUUGAGGUUGAUCCAGGCUUCCUGGAGCGACUUCCUUCUCGUCAGGUGUCUUUCAGUAGCCCCUGGAAGCUCUCCACAUCCGUACGCUGAGAAAAUAGAAGGUGAUAUUUGAAAUCUUAAUUCCGUGGGGCUGUGGAUGGGGUGUAGGCAUUGUGGGAAACAUUGGGAAGUCUUUUUCCUCAGUCUCCAAACAAGCCUACGGAUGCCCGGUCCCCUUCAAAUUGCACGUGAGCAAGAAGAAAGCGGCGCGUUUUCGGUUGAGAGAGACCUUUUUGCUGUCCUGGGUGGAAGCAGAGAGAAGGAAAUCGAGCCCUUCCUUGCCCUUUCCUCGCAAAGCUCCGGUUUAAAGCAAGCGAAGGUUGGCCAUGGCUCUCCCGCAGAGCCGACCGAGCUGGCUUAGUGGCUACCUCAGCUCCGGCUCGGGUGGCCUCGCUCUGUCCUCUCGUCCUGCUGGCCUUUCCCACGCGUGCUUUCCCCAGCACCAUCCAUCCUGCCCUGGUGACGUCCUUCCCAUCCUCCGGGCCCAAGUCAGGUUUUUUUGAGCAGAUGAAAUACCUCAGAUAUGUUCUUGUUGUUGGGAUUGGGGGGGUUUUUGUUUGUUUUGGGUUGUUUUUUUUUUUUUUUAACCUCUUCAGGAAGUAUUGGCAUAUCUUAUCGCUUGUUUUUUAUAUGUGGUUUUGCUGACAUUGUGUUUUAUUUUUUAUUUUUAAUGGUAUCACCAAAGACAGAAAAGCCGAGCAAGCAGCAGUGGCUUCCCCCCAUCCUUCAGGCUAGCAGGAGACGAGCCGAACAGCAUUGUCCCAGGACAUGUGCAUGACACAGGAGGACAGGGGGAGGUAGGAAAAGAGGGCGAGAGCCACCGCUGACUUAAAGAUCCGUCCUUCGUGUUGGACACGAGGGUGUCUCCAAAGUCCCUGUUAUUUUUCCAAGCUCCAGGAUCUGUGCUUAACAUCCCUGUGCUGCCAGAAGCCGUUUAUUUUAUACUACUGAAAAGAGCAUGGCUUUACAAAACACCGGGCUAAACACCACCCCAGCAAAAGCCCCAUCAGCAGCCGGAGGAUCGGGCUUAAAAUGUACAUCGAAAACUAAAUGUAUAAUCCUUUUAAACUCUCAAAUGUCAGGUUCUCCUUUUUAAUCCCCCAGCACCGCUCGGCUGGGCUGCUGCUUUCUCCUCCAGAGCUUGUGCAAGCCGCAGGCGGGACCUCGUUGCAAGAGGCUCUUUGCUCGCUAUACGUUAAGUUUAUACACUAUGAUUUGAGUUAUCCCGUUACCCCGGCAGCGCGAGGACUUGGUGGGAGGAAGAGAGCUGGUGGCUGUGAGUGCACGUGUCCUGAGAGAGAUGCUGCUCGGAGAGGUCGCCUGUCCGGUUGCUUUUAGCUGGAGGAAGGAUCACGGGGAAGCCGAGCUGCUCCUCGGCUGCAGGGCGUUUGCUCGGCAGAUCCCGCAGGCCUCCACGGCAUUUCAUCCUCGCAGAGGAUUUUCCAAGCUCAUUCAGAUCAUUUUUCUUUUGUUUGGGGUUUUUUUUUCUGUUGUUGUGGGUUUUUUUUUUUUCUUUUGGUUGGUUUGUUUUUUAUUUGGGGGUGGGUUUGGGGGCUGUUUCCUCCGAGUGGGACUGGGGCACUUUUUUUUGCUUUUCCUUAACGCUUUCUUCUCUGGUCCUGGGGAGCAGAGGUUAGUAAUGGGUGGUUUUGCUUACGUAUCACAUGCUAACAUUGUGUUUUCUUGCACAGAAAGGCACUCGAAUCACUGAACUGCUAAACAGCUUUGACACUACUAGAGUAUUAAUGUUUAUAAGCUUUACACAACUAGACUGGAACUAGACAGGGACUAACAGAUUGUUUUGUAUCCAAUUCAGGGAAAGAAUCAAGUUGGGAUGCGUAACAGAUACCUCAGUAAAAAAAUAAGCUGCAACAUUAAACUGGUCUUUUCUCAGUACGUGAUGACGAGGACCAGCCAUUCAGACUGUGAAGAGUAACCCUUUCCCUAAGCCCGGCUUUGAUACUGGUAGCUGGCUUAAUCUGAGCUCCAGAUCUCCUGCUGAGCUGCCAGGUUUUGGGGACAGGGUUAUGGAAACCAGCAGCAGAGACGGGACGGAGGAGCCGGGGAAGGCUGAGGAAAAGGGGUGGUGGAUCCCCCCCCCACCCUCCAAAUCUCUCCCCGGCUCCGCUUCAUUUCACUCGACCGUGUUCGAUUGUAUAGUACUCAGGGGUUUUGAUACUGCGGGUAGGACUGUUACUCGGGUGAAGUGCUCCGCUUUGCAGUGCGGCUAAUAAAAUACUCUUUCAACUCCAGACCAGCGAAGGUUUCACAGCGAGCAGCCAAGAAAAAAUAAAAUAAAAAACAAACAGCCCCCAGCUUGCUUCCAGGCAGCCUCGAUGCUCCUGUUUCAGGGGGAGAUUUUGCCAGCUGGGGGGGGGGGGGGGAAACCCCCCUCAAAACCCCAAAUACAACCUGUUUGUCCUCUCCCAGUUGAUGCUGGGAAGGCACAAAGAUGGUGAGCUGGGAAAGGGGGGAGGCUGUGCGCCUGCUCGGCUCCCAAAGUUGAGCGUGAACGUGUCACGCCAAGUCCUUUUGGCCGCUGCGUGCGUGUGUGUGUGCGCUCCAAACAGAUUCGGAUAGGAAGAUGUUUUCACCAAACAGCUGCAGCAGCCUUGCUACUAGUUUUCUUACCUAUUUAAAAAAAAAAAAUAAUAAAAAGAAAUAAAUAAAAAAAAA
Grus americana (Whooping crane) is the source of this 6333-nucleotide messenger RNA. It is a transcript of the gene ARID3B, whose product is annotated as AT-rich interaction domain 3B. Gene Ontology annotation, molecular function: DNA binding. Gene Ontology annotation, biological process: regulation of transcription by RNA polymerase II. The transcript has 9 exons. The record is from RefSeq and is a predicted model, not a curated record. Lineage: Eukaryota; Metazoa; Chordata; Aves; Gruiformes; Gruidae. Gene Ontology annotation, cellular component: nucleus. The coding region runs from base 1032 to 2717 and encodes 561 amino acids.